Molecule: messenger RNA, 1185 nt
Organism: Gamsiella multidivaricata
Lineage: Eukaryota; Fungi; Mortierellomycota; Mortierellomycetes; Mortierellales; Mortierellaceae
Product: ATP synthase subunit
Exons: 5
Coding region: 34-1077 (347 amino acids)
Biological process (GO): vacuolar transport; proton transmembrane transport; vacuolar acidification
Cellular component (GO): vacuolar proton-transporting V-type ATPase complex; proton-transporting V-type ATPase, V0 domain; fungal-type vacuole membrane
Molecular function (GO): proton-transporting ATPase activity, rotational mechanism
Source: RefSeq, a predicted model, not a curated record
CACAUCCAUCUCAACCAAGACUCGCAACAAGCAAUGGAAGCCCUCUUUUUCAAUGCCGAUGACGGGUAUCUCGAGGCUGUCGUCCGAGGAUACCGCAGCAGUAUCCUCAACAAUACCGCCUACAUCAACCUGACCCAGUGCGAGACCCUUGAAGAUAUCAAGCUGCAGCUCGCCGCUUCAGACUAUGGUUCACUUCUUCAGAAUGAGCCUCACCUUUCGACCUCGAUGCUCGCUCAAAAGUGCACCGAUAAGCUGGUGCAGGAAUUCGAGUACAUUCGCGCCCACGCCGUCGCACCUCUCUCACAGUUCUUGGACUAUAUGACAUAUGCCUAUAUGAUCGACAAUGUCAUCCUGCUGAUCACUGGAACGCUGCACGAACGUGACACGCACGAGCUUUUGGACAGAUGUCAUCCCCUGGGUGUCUUUGACAGUAUGCCAGCCCUUUGUGUGGCGACAAAUGUAGCGGAAUUGUACAAUUCGGUGUUGGUCGAGACACCGUUGGCGCCUUACUUCAAAGAUUGUCUAUCAGCAGAGGAUCUGGACGAGAUGAACAUUGAGAUCAUCAGGAACACGCUCUAUAAGGCAUACCUGGAAGACUUUUACCACUUUACACAGACCUUUGGCGGACCCACGGCUGAGAUCAUGGCUGAGCUGUUGCAGUUUGAGGCAGAUCGUCGAUCCUUGAACAUUACAAUUAAUUCUUUUGGCACUGAGCUGUCUAAGGACGAUCGCGCAAAGUUAUUCCCCAGUAUUGGACGCCUAUACCCCGAGGGAAACCUCAAACUUGCAAAAUCGGACGACGUGGAUCAGGUCAAGGCCACCUGCGAUGUUUUCCUGGAGUAUCGUCAGUUCUUUGAUGGCGCAUCUGGUACUGGGUCAUCCAAGACGCUCGAGGAUCGAUUCUUUGAGUAUGAGGUCCACCUGAACAAGAAGUCGUUCCAGCAGCAGUUCCACUACGCGCUUUUCUACUCAUUCUUGAAACUCAAGGAGCAGGAGAUCCGCAACAUUGUCUGGAUCUCAGAGUGCAUCAGUCAGGGCCAAAAGGAGAGGAUCAACAACUACAUCCCCAUCUUCUAAGAGCAUCUAUUAUCAAUUAUCAAAGCAGCGUAUGAGGGAUUGAGGGUAUGAGCGAGUGUCAUAGUCAAGACAAGACAAAGAAACGAUACAAUUAAAUCAUUCAGCGUG